Phacochoerus africanus (Common warthog) is the source of this 3493-nucleotide messenger RNA. It is a transcript of the gene CBARP, whose product is annotated as CACN subunit beta associated regulatory protein. The coding region runs from base 346 to 2541 and encodes 731 amino acids. Gene Ontology annotation, cellular component: secretory granule; plasma membrane. Gene Ontology annotation, molecular function: transmembrane transporter binding. The record is from RefSeq and is a predicted model, not a curated record. NCBI's taxonomy places the organism in Eukaryota, Metazoa, Chordata, Mammalia, Artiodactyla, Suidae. Gene Ontology annotation, biological process: negative regulation of voltage-gated calcium channel activity; negative regulation of calcium ion-dependent exocytosis. The transcript has 10 exons.
GAAGGGGAGGCUGUGGCCAGCUCUGAGCAAGACAGACUCCUCGGCCAGCGCGGUGGGGGGUGGCCGGCCGGGGACUCGGCGACACCGAGCGGGUCAGAGCGGGCUCGUCGCCAACGCAGUCACGUGUGCGGCCCCUCCUCUCGCGUCUGCCUCCCCCGCGCGCCGCGCUUUCCAUUCAUAAAUUCUCCGCUUGCUCCGCGGCUACCGAGCGUCGGAGCCAGCCGGGAGCGCCGCGCAGCCGCCCGCCUGCCGCCCAUGGGCCGCGCGCCCCGGCGCUGAGGUAGGCAGGAGAGGGAACCUAGGAGCUCCAGCUGAGAAAGCCCCACCCCUCCUCCUAGCCUCAAAAUGCAGCCCACAGCCACCAUGGCCACGGCAGCCACCACCACCACUGCCACUGUCGCCCUGACCACGACGUGGGAUAACGCUACGGGUCAACCCACUCAGGUGGAGCCUGAAGACCCAGUCCUGGACAACUACGUGCUACUGGUGGUGGUGACGGCGCUCUUUGUCGGGGGCACACUUGUGGUGCUGUCCGGCGCGCUACUGCUCUGCAAGCGCUGCUGGGAGGUCCACCGGCGCCUCCACAGAGCCACAGAGGAAGCAGAGAAGACCACCACCACCUAUCUGGACAAUGGCACCCACCCUGCCCAAGACCCUGACUUCAGGGGCGAGGAUCCUCAGGGCCAGGAUGCUGAGACUGAGCGCUUCCUGUCCACCAGCUCCACGGGCCGCCGGGUGUCCUUCAACGAGGCCGCCCUGUUUGAGCAGAGCCGGAAGGCACAGGACAAGGGCCGCCGGUACACCCUGACGGAGGGGGACUUCCACCACCUGAAGAAUGCCCGCCUCACGCACCUGCACCUGCCACCCCUCAAGAUCGUCACCAUCCACGAGUGUGACUCGGGGGAGGCCAGUGCAACCGCCACACCCCACCCCACAGCUACCCCCAAGGCCAGCCUCGCCAUUUUCCAACCCCCGGGGAAGGCCCUCACCGGCCGCUCUGUGGGCCCCAGCUCCGCCUUGCCAGGUGACCCCUACAACUCGGCCGUGGGGCCUGCUGACUUCGAGAUCAGCCCCUCAGCAUCCAGUGACUCCGGGGAAGGCACUUCGUUGGAGGCGGGUGCCAGGAGCGCCAAGCCUGGUGGGCCAGGGGCUGCGGCAGGGCCCGGGGAGGCGGGCCCCGUGCUACAGUUCUUCACCCGACUGAGGCGCCAUGCCAGCCUGGAUGGGGCUAGUCCCUACUUCAAGGUCAAAAAGUGGAAGCUGGAGCCCAGCCAGCGGGCAUCCAGCCUGGACACAAGAGGCUCCCCCAAGCGGCACCACUUCCAGCGGCAGCGGGCCGCCAGCGAGAGCAUGGAGCAGGAGGAGGGGGGCGCCCCCCAGGCCGACUUCAUUCAGUACAUCGCCAGUGCAGGAGAUGCAGUGGCCUUCCCAAGCCCCCACCCCUUUCUGACCAGCCCUGCCAGCUCGCCCCCCGCUCUCGGCAGGCUAGAGGCAGCCGAGGAGGUGGGCGCCGCGGGAGGAUCCAGCCCCGAGUCCCCCCCCCCAGAGCGCAGCAGCAGCAGCAUGGGGCCUGGGCAGCAGCAAGAGUCAGAUGGUGAGCGAGAUGCAGGGCCGGAGCAGGCCCAGACCAUCUACCGCGACAUCUGGAGCCUGCGCGCUUCGCUCGAGCUGCAUGCAGCCACCGCCUCAGACCACAGCAGCAGCGGCAACGACCGCGACUCCGUGCGUAGCGGCGACAGCUCGGGCUCGGGCUCCGGAGGCACCGUACCCGUCUUCCCUCCACCUUCACCGCCACCCACACCGCGCCCAGCGGAGAGCGAGGCAAGUGGGCCGCGCAAGCUGCUGCAGAUGGACAGCGGCUACGCCAGCAUCGAGGGCCGCGGUGCGGGUGAUGAGGGGCCUCCCAGCGCGCCAGAGAAACGCUCCUCCUUCACGAGCGCGGGCCACGAGGCCACCGUGGGCGGCAGCUUCGAGGGGCCCAUGCCAGAGGUGCUCUCCCGACCACGCAGCCCGCGCGCCUGGCCCCGCCGCGCCCCACGCCGGGACUACAGUAUUGACGAGAAGACGGAUGCACUUUUCCAUGAGUUCCUCCGCCAUGACCCGCACUUCGAUGAUGCCCCGUCUGCAGCAGCACGCCACCGCGCGCGUGUGCAUCCCCACACGCGCAAGCAGUGGCAGCAGCGGGGUAGGCAGCACAGCGACCCUGGUGCGCGAGCUGCGGCCCCAGCCCCCUCUGGGGCACCAACCGGCGCCCCCCGCCCUGCGCGCGCACCCCUGCGCCGCGGGGACAGCGUCGAUUGCCCGCCAGAAGGCCGCGCAGGAGAGGACCCAGCUGCCCUCGCCAUCCCCGUCAUCGAGGAGGAGCCCGGCGGCGGCUGCCCAGGCUCUGGCCUGUGCACCGGGCCUCAGGGCGCUCUCCUGGACAAGCUGGCAGUCAGCCUCGACGACAGACUCUUCCCGCCGCGCCUGGCCCAGCCUGUCGCUGUGGCCCCUGCGCUGGCCGCAGCCGCGCCCACAUCCCCCGACCACAGCCCCGUCUAAGUCUGUGUCCUGCGCCCACCUCGUCAGCUUAUACAGCACCGGCGGGGCCUUGGCACCGGACACACCUGGGGCGCGACGCCCUGGUGCGCAUGCGCUGGGACUGGGGGCCUCGCGCACAAAGCAGUGCCCCAGGCGCCCCGUGCCGCCCUAGGAUGCGCACGCACACAGUUCAUACCGGGCACUUAGCUGGGUCGACUAGAGGGAGUGUGGCGGAUUUUCAUCUUCAGACUCCUGAAGACCACGUUCCACUUCCCUUGGUCCCGGACAGCGACCUCGAGCUGGUGACUGAACGUAGCACACACCACUGCCGCGUCUCGGGCCCAUGGCGAUGGGAAGCGCAUGCGCAGCGCCUGCAUCCUAGAGGGGCGAUGCACAGCAACUGCGCUAGACGCAUGCGCAGAGAGCCCCCUCCCAGGACCAAUUGGGCCUCGAGGUGCGCCAGAGUCGGCGCCAGGGCACAAGCACAGUGACUGCGGGGUGCCGAGGACCCUUGAAGAAUGCAUCCGCCCUGGGCUAGGAGGUUGGCCCAAGACCGCGGCCGCCAACCCCUUGAAGCCGUUUACCUCACCGCGGCGAGUGCUCGCAGCAGUCCGCGCCCCCUCCAAGCAAUAACCGCAUCUGCUGCUGCCAUCCCCAGCCCUAGAUACACCCUCCAGCCCUCCUCCCAGUGUCUGCAUCCCGACGCUCGCCCUCUGCAUGUUGGGUGGGCCGCACGCCCCUACUGCAUCAUCCAAAGAGCCGCUAGGACUCACCAGUGUUUCAGACACAAAAUCCAAACGAUCAAGGUUUCAAGUUUCCCAAGCUUUAUUUAUUGCCAAAAGAUGGGGCAGCCCUCGCCAGCGGCCGAGUCGCCCUGCCCCGUCCCUUCCUUCGAAGCUUCGCACUGUCAGUGUGCCAUCCAGUGAUGGAGUUUGUGUUUUGUUUUCUGGUUGAUUAUAUUUACUGCAUACUC